CACUCCCUGCCUCCUUGCCUGAUCCAGCUUAAGCCCCUGUCUGGGCAAGUCUGUCCCUCAGAGUGGGUGCUGAGCCUUUGAUGGCUGAAGGGGUGAAUGGAGCAGCAGCAGGAGAGGAUGUGGUACACGAAGCAGCUCUUUGGCAAUCGGUCAGAAGGGCCUCGCUCUCUGCCCAAGAAGGAGCUGCUUCCUGGAGCUCUCUUGAAGCCUGGUGAACUUGAUGAAGUUGGAGGUGAGAACAUGAGCCAGCUGGAAAGUAAGAACUGCUCCUUCGAUUAUGUGGAUAAGCUGACAAGUACCUUGCAGCUGGCAGUCCAUAUCCCCACUUUCCUCCUUGGCCUGGCUCUCAACCUGUUGGCCAUCCGAGGCUUCAGUGCCUUCCUGAAGAAGAACCGGACAGAAUACAUCGCCACGUCCAUCUACAUGAUCAACUUGGCUGUCUUUGACUUACUGCUUGUGCUCUCACUCCCAUUCAAGAUGGUCCUGCCGCAAGUGGAGUCCCCUUCGCCGGCCUUCUGCACUCUGGUGGAGUGCCUCUACUUCAUCAGCAUGUACGGGAGUGUCUUCACCAUCUGUUUCAUCAGCCUGGACAGGUUCCUGGCCAUCCAAUACCCAUUCCUGGUCAACUACUUCCGGUCCCCCAGGAAAACCUUUGGGAUCUGCUGCAUCAUCUGGAUCCUGGUAUGGAUCGGAAGCAUCCCCAUCUAUACUUUCCACAGGGAGGUGGAGAAAUACAAAUGCUUCCACAACAUGUCUGACAGUACCUGGAGCGCCAAGGUCUUCUUCCCUUUGGAGAUCUUUGGCUUCCUCCUUCCCAUGGGCAUCAUGGGCGUCUGUUCCUACAGGAGCAUACAGAUUCUGCUGGGCCAAGGGGCCGGAAAGAAAGCCAGCAUUUGGACCAUUGCUACUAAUCUUGUUGUCUUUGUGGUCUCCUUCCUCCCAGUGCACCUGGGUUUCUUCCUGCAGUUCCUGGUGAGGAACGGCUUUAUCUCGCAGUGCAGAAUCAAGCAAGGCAUCAGCUUAUUCUUGCAACUGGCUCUGUGUUUCUCCAACAUCAACUGCUGCCUUGACGUUUUCUGCUAUUACUUUGUCAUCAAAGAAUUUCAUAUGAGCCAAUCUGACAGGACACCAUGAUCACCAGGGGUUAAGGGAAGGCACCUCUCUCAAGGGAAGGAAAUCUCACUCCCAAAUUCUCGUAAGGAAUGUCCUGUGUUUCCCUUUGGACCCUUAGUACCAUCUUUGUUCCUUAUACCCCUAAAACCUUUCCACAGCACCUGGAUGGCUGACAUAUGUUAUACUUGUUUUGGGUUUGCUACGGAACCAGGUGAAGCCCCCAUUUCUAAGUCCAAAAUGCAUGAAGCAGAAGAAUCAAAAACCACAACAGAACAAAACAAAACACAAUGUGACUUCAAAAGUCUGUCUCUCAGCUUUCCCAUCCUCCCAUUCUGUUGGAAGAGCCCAGAAAGGAAGAGAGAUGGAGAAUGGAUCAGGGCGGGGAAUCUAGAGCAUUUUCACAAAGAGUCAGGGAUAAGGAAGACAGAUAGGAUUAGAUGGAAGGAGGGUGGGUGUGAAGCAGGUCAUGGGCAAAGAGGAGACACGAUGGUGCCAAUGGGGACGGGGUGGAAAGGGACUAGAAUGUACCCAGGGAAGGAAAGAGACACAGCAGAGCUGGAAUUGGAUGUCCCCUCUCCUAUUGUCAUCUGGUAGUGGUGCUGUCCCAGGACUAAGAAAGUCCCAGCCUAAAAAAAGAAAGCUCUUGCCAGUGGCACAGGCAUUUAAUCCCAGCACAUGGGAGACAGAGGCAGGAGGAUCUCUAUGAGUUCAAAGCCAGCUUGGUCUAGAGAGUGAGUUCCAGGACAAUCAUGGCUCAGAAAACAAAACAAAG
Acomys russatus (golden spiny mouse) is the source of this 1885-nucleotide messenger RNA. It is a transcript of the gene Gpr55, whose product is annotated as G protein-coupled receptor 55. The transcript has 2 exons. The record is from RefSeq and is a predicted model, not a curated record. Bases 97 to 1134 code for a protein of 345 amino acids. Lineage: Eukaryota; Metazoa; Chordata; Mammalia; Rodentia; Muridae. Gene Ontology annotation, molecular function: G protein-coupled receptor activity. Gene Ontology annotation, biological process: positive regulation of Rho protein signal transduction; phospholipase C-activating G protein-coupled receptor signaling pathway. Gene Ontology annotation, cellular component: membrane.